Cryptosporidium ubiquitum is the source of this 1035-nucleotide messenger RNA. RefSeq names its product SEC14-like CRAL TRIO domain-containing protein. Bases 1 to 1035 code for a protein of 344 amino acids. Lineage: Eukaryota; Apicomplexa; Conoidasida; Eucoccidiorida; Cryptosporidiidae. The transcript has a single exon. The record is from RefSeq and is a predicted model, not a curated record.
AUGAAAAUUCGCUGGCCAAAGGGUUUUGGGCAUUUAUCUAGCAAACAUGGUUCAAACGAAAUAGACUAUAAAGAACAACAACUUAAGUUAAGUAACUUGCUUGAGAACUUCAAUUUGGAUUUAGAAAAUGUCAGUGAAUCCGAUUAUAAACUGUUUUUCAGAUUUUUGAAAGCAAGACAAUUUAAUGUCGAAAAAUCAACUGAAAUGCUAAAUAAAUAUUUUGAAUGGAGGGGAAGAAAGAAAGUAUCAGAGCUAAUUAAUACAAUACAAAUACCAAUAAAAAUUGACUUAUAUCAAAGAGCAUAUCAUGGCAUUGAUAGGAUGGGCAGGCCAAUAUAUAUUGAUUGUAUUGGGAGCAGUAAUAUUAAGAAAAUGUUGGAAUUGUAUUCUGAAAAAAAUUUUUUUAAUCAAUGGAUAUAUGAAUAUGAGUUUCUUGUUAACGUAAUGUCAAUAUCAUGUCAAAUAUACAAUGCAUUGAAGGAACAUCUUCCUAAAGAUUCAGAUAUUACAAGCAUUAAUAAAGACGAAAUUAUGAAUUUGUUAAAUAUGGGGGAAGUUCAAUUUCAAAGUUUUUCAACAUUAAAUAUUAUUGAUAUGAAUGGCUUUAAUAUGAGUAAAUUUGAUGGGAAUUGCAGGAAAGUUAUAAAAGAGCUUGUGAAUAUUAGCCAAAAUUAUUAUCCAGAACUGCUUGGGAAAAUGAUCAUAAUAAACGCACCUAGUAUAUUUGGAAUUAUUUGGAAUUUUUUGAAGCCUUUAAUUGAUGAAAAAACUGCAAAGAAAAUAUCAAUUUAUACACAUAAUGACGAAUGGAGAUCAGUUUUAUUUGAUAUGGUUGAUUCUGAUCAAUUGCCUAAAUUUUUGGGUGGGUCUCCUAAAUACGACGGAGAAUGGUUCAAUGCAAACAUAGGACCAUGGUCUAAUCCAGUCAUCCUUGAUUGCAUUGCAGAAAAAUAUCCAAAUAUUCCAAAACCUCUAAUUUUUUCGCAUUUAACAUUAAAAAAUAACGAAAACGUUCCAGAAAACCAGCAAUUUUAG